GUUUGACCUGGCAGUUGAAUAAAGAUAUAAUCGAAAAACAGAUCGUAGUUAACCUUAUGUCCACCGUUAGAGGUAAUGUCAUCACUAGCUUCCAACUUCCUCAUUAUAAUGUUGCUAAUUAGAUUUCCUCCAGAUUGAAUAAGGUAAUAAGCUCUUUGGCCUAGAGAUCACUGACCUGUAGUCAUAGAUGUCACACAGUAUAUAAAUGCACAUGAGUAACAAAUGUGGUGUAGGUAGGGUGGUAACAAUGACGUCAGCCAUUUCCAUGGUAACCAAAUAUGUUUAUCAACAGUCGGAAGUUUAAAAGUGCCAAAUAAGCCGAGAUAGUACAAGCCUUAACCUUACUAUAUCCCUAAAAUAUGGGUGAAAGAGCCACAGCGUCUGCCGAAGACACACUAGUACGUUACGACAAUCCCGUACUUGUAACGAAACAACCGGAAAAAGUUACAUCACCACAAGCCGCGACAGCUAUACAACCAUGUGUUCCAACCGAGGCUAAAAGAGAAACAGAAGAAAUACUAAACGCUAUUCUGCCGCCGAAGGAAUGGGAAGAAGAUGGUCAAAUAUGGACACAAAAGAUAUCUUCAACGCCAGCAACCAGACUCGAUGUCAUCAAUCUACAAGAGAUGCUGGACACGCGCCUGCAACAGCGACAAGCGAGGGAGACCGGGAUAUGCCCUGUUAGGAGACAGUUGUAUACGCAAUGUUUCGAUGAACUAAUACGACAGGUGACAAUAAAUUGCGGUGAACGAGGCUUGCUGUUACUGCGAGUGCGAGACGAAGCCCGCAUCACUAUGGAAGCUUACCAGACUCUUUACUGCAGCUCUAUCGCCUUUGGAAUGAGGAAAGCGCUGCAGUCGGAACAAGGCAAAUCCGACCUCAUGGAGCAAGUCGCGAAGCUGGAGGCGGAACGAUCAGCCUUGGAGAAGCAAUGUGCGGAGCUGAAGCAGAAGACGGAGCAGCUCGAGCGACGGGCGGCGGAGCUCCGCGCGGCCGAGGAGAAGAGGCACCAGGAGGAGUUGCUGGCUCUGAAGAAGACUAACGCACAGCUGAAGGCACAACUUGAAGGUAUCAUCGCUCCGAAGAAAUAGUUUUAAUUAUUCGAUGAUGAAUAAGAAACCUUUUAUAAAGUAGGUAUAUAUAAUACUUAUACGUAACAUUAACUCAGUUGAAUUAUGUUUCAAUUAUCUCGUUUGUUAAUAUAUUUUGUUCUUUGUUGUGUUAUAUGUUAGUAAA
This is a messenger RNA of Leptidea sinapis, 1236 nucleotides long. It is a transcript of the gene Dnali1, whose product is annotated as putative inner dynein arm light chain, axonemal. The record is from RefSeq and is a predicted model, not a curated record. Bases 360 to 1091 code for a protein of 243 amino acids. Gene Ontology annotation, cellular component: axoneme; filopodium. NCBI's taxonomy places the organism in Eukaryota, Metazoa, Arthropoda, Insecta, Lepidoptera, Pieridae. Gene Ontology annotation, molecular function: dynein heavy chain binding. The transcript has 6 exons.